ACUGUGCGUCUGUAACUUGGCGUCGCACAGUAGGAGCAAACGUGUGUGUUUGUCUAGUCAUGGAUAUUCGACCGAAUCAUACAGUAUACAUCAACAACCUGAGUGAUAAAGUUAAAAAAGAUGAACUGAAGAGGUCUUUGUAUGCGCUGUUCUCACAAUUUGGCCAUGUCAUGGAUAUUGUGGCAUUAAAGACCAUGAAGAUGAGAGGACAAGCUUUUGUGAUAUUUAAGGAACUUGCCUCUGCUACAAAUGCUUUAAGGCAGUUACAAGGAUUCCCUUUUUAUAAUAAAGCAAUACGCCUUCAGUAUGCAAAAACAGACUCUGAUGUAAUUGCCAAGAUGCGUGGCACAUUCUCCGAUAAAGACAAGAAGAAAGAGAAGAAAAAGGCUAAAGCUCAAGAACAGGCAGCUAACGCAGCAAAUAAAAAGCCUGCGCAGGUAAGGCAGAAAUGGAACGUUCCGACCCAUUUUAGACCUCCAAAAGUGCCGGACAACCCACCCAAUUACAUUCUUUUCCUCAAUAACUUGCCAGAAGAGACCAAUGAGAUCAUGCUUUCUAUGUUAUUUAACCAGUUCCCUGGUUUCAAAGAAGUACGUUUGGUACCUGGUAGACAUGAUAUUGCCUUUGUAGAGUUUGAGGAUGAAACGCAGGCUGGAUCUGCACGUGAUGCACUUCAAGGAUUCAAGAUUACGCCAUCUCAUGCUAUGAAAAUUACUUAUGCUAAAAAAUAGACAUGGUCCAAAAAGACUUAUUUAUAUUUUUAUUCAGUUAGACAAUUUGAUAAGUGAUCUACAUGUUUUGGAAAGCAGAUUCAUGUCAUUUGUAUUCUAUAUUGAAUUUUAUUUUAAAGUACAUGUCCUAUUAUCUUGUAAUUCAUGUUUUACCUUUUUUGAAGUCUCAAGUCACUACUAAUACAAAUGUUUAUUCGUUUUUAAAGAAAAUGUGUUCAAAGGGUUUUGGUGGUUCUUGAAGAUUUUUGUUUUUUCUAUACCAGACAGGAUUUAUUGCUACAUAAUGUUUUAGUGUAAUACACAGUGCUGUGUAUAAUAGUGUCAUGGGUUAUUAGAAAUUUGCAAAUGUUUUAAUUACUGUAUAGAAGGGUGCAUUACAUCUACAUUUUUUGUGUAGUGUGGACAAGAUUUUUCAUUUUGCAAACGGGGAGAUACAAAAGGUGAAAUCUGAAUGUCCAUGUCAACUAUUUUAAUUAUCUGAGAGCAGAAAGAGAACAGGAUAUUCUCAAGGAAAAUUAAAUACUUUUUUUUUCUACCCCCCCCCCCCUUGUUUCAUCUAUAGUCUUCUUAUUUUUUGUUUGUACUUAAUAAAGAUGCUCUUUUUUCCCACUGUCAUUAUCA
This is a messenger RNA of Bombina bombina (fire-bellied toad), 1352 nucleotides long. It is a transcript of the gene SNRPB2, whose product is annotated as small nuclear ribonucleoprotein polypeptide B2. The transcript has 7 exons. Gene Ontology annotation, biological process: mRNA splicing, via spliceosome. The record is from RefSeq and is a predicted model, not a curated record. NCBI's taxonomy places the organism in Eukaryota, Metazoa, Chordata, Amphibia, Anura, Bombinatoridae. Gene Ontology annotation, molecular function: U1 snRNA binding. Bases 60 to 731 code for a protein of 223 amino acids. Gene Ontology annotation, cellular component: U1 snRNP.